Aplosporella prunicola CBS 121167 is the source of this 1536-nucleotide messenger RNA. RefSeq lists its product as uncharacterized. Gene Ontology annotation, biological process: sphingosine biosynthetic process. Gene Ontology annotation, cellular component: membrane; cytoplasm; intracellular membrane-bounded organelle. NCBI's taxonomy places the organism in Eukaryota, Fungi, Ascomycota, Dothideomycetes, Botryosphaeriales, Aplosporellaceae. Bases 1 to 1536 code for a protein of 511 amino acids. The record is from RefSeq and is a predicted model, not a curated record. The transcript has 3 exons.
AUGGGCAAAGCAGACCCCUUCCAAGAUCCCUCGCAACAAUCGCUGGCCGGUGAUGCUCGUCUUCAACCCGCCGCCCCCGGCAAUUCGCUCGCUACCGAUACCCUCAGCGUGGGCAGGAGGGCCAGCCUUACGCUGACCGAGGAUUCUCUCAUUGUGCUAGACGAAGGACUCCAGGAUGACGACCAAGGAACAUGCUGCGGUCUCAUCCCAAGCAACACUCUAUCAAUUCCAUUUUACAACGUUCUUUGGGCCGAGCUUUCCGAGUUUGACAUCACCGUUCAUUAUGCGCAUCCCAUCUCCUCGAAUGCUGUCCACCCCGCAUCCGUAAAUUACAGCGUGGACAAGAACCACCGUGAAGGAGCUGGGGCAUGGAUCGAGAAACUACUUGAGCGCGCCUAUGAGGCAUCCCAAAGGCAAAAGCGCAUCAAGGUCUUGGUUAACCCCUUCGGAGGCAAGGGUAAUGCGCAGAAAUGGUUCACUCGGGAAAUCGAGCCCAUAUUCGCUGCUGCACGGUGUGCUGUCGACGUGGAGAUUACCACGCAUAACGGUCACGCUGUCGAGAUAGCCAAGGACUUGGAUGUCCACCAAUGGGACGUUGUCGCAAGCUGUUCUGGAGAUGGCCUGCCACAUGAGGUCUUCAAUGGCCUGGGUAAAAAACACAAUGCAACGGAGGCCCUGCAGCAGAUUGCGGUUGUCCAACUACCAUGCGGAAGCGGCAAUGCAAUGAGCUGGAACCUGAACGGCACGGAUAGCCCCAGCAUGGCUGCAUUGGCUGUGGUAAAGGGUCUACGGACACCCCUCGAUCUGAUAUCAGUCACUCAAGGCGAUCGCCGUACACUUUCUUUUCUUUCCCAAUCCGUCGGUAUCGUCGCUGAAUGCGACCUUGGCACAGAAAACAUUCGUUGGAUGGGCGCCGCACGAUUCACGUAUGGCUUCCUCGUCCGCCUGCUCGGGAAGACCGUUUAUCCCUGUGAUCUUGCAGUUGGUGUCGAAAUUGAUGACAAGACUGCUAUUAAGGAAGCUUAUGACCAGGAAGCAUCGAAACCCCCGAAUGAUUUCACGGAACGGCGUCCCCCGAUUAACAGCGACGACAACGGUCUUCCUGCACUCCGCUUCGGUACCGUUAAUGAUGCUCUUCCUCCAGGCUGGACUACGGCACCCUACGACAAUAUGGGAAAUUUCUAUGCUGGCAAUAUGGCAUACAUGUCCGCUGAUGCCAACUUUUUCCAGGCCUCAUUGCCCUCUGACGGGUGCCUUGACAUGAUUUGCAUCGACGGCGAUAUUCCUCGCAUGACGUCUAUUCAGUCGCUUCUCGCAGUGGAGAAAGGAACCUUCUUCGACCUGCCACACGUGCAAUAUCGCAAGGUGGUGGGAUACAGAAUCACGCCAAGAAAUCAGAAGGACGGUUACAUCAGCAUCGACGGCGAGAGCAUCCCAUUCGAGCCAUUCCAGUGCGAGGUACACAAAGGACUCGGGACAGUGCUGAGUAAGACGGGUCAUUUGUAUGAGGCUUACGGUCCAUCGGGCACGGGUUGA